CUGCGAGAAGACCGGGGGAAACUUGAACUAGUGAGUUGAUUUGUUAUGCUUCCUUUUCUUCUGCGGAUUUUAUAAAAACGAUAAAAAAAUCAUUCGAGAGAAACUGAACGUUCAUCAUGCAAUUAGACCAGAUACUGAGCGCCGCAGUAGCGGCUGUCAAUGAGGUCCAGCAGUUACCGUCUCCUGAUGUGCCCCAGUAUUCGCCCACUUCCCCUUCUUCGUCGUGCGCCGCCCACGAACAGCAACAAGCCCAGACGUUACCGCUCAAAUAUGAAACGGCAGAACCAGAAGAAUCUUCGACUGACCUUCACUAUCUCAACCAACAAGCGCAAGCAGAGCAACAGGGCGCCGAAAGCAAGACUGCCAAGUUUCCAAACGCCAGUGCCCAUCAGAGCGACGUGCCCUGCGCGAAAAACGCCUUUCACGUCUACAACGAAGCCUUGCAUGAAGUCCAGGACAACGACGGAUUCGGGGACAUAUCGUUUUUCGCUCUCGACGAUGAUAAUCUCGUCAUCACUUCGCAGCAGGCCCUUGAGAUGUUCGAAACCAAACCGGACGAAUAUCACAAGCAAGGCGCUUAUUCCUACGAGGCCUUGGGUAACAAGGACACCCCACCAGAAAUCAACACUCCUCCCAUUGACAUGACUACAGAUGCGACUGCUAACGAUAAGAUGCCCGAGCAGAAAGUCUCCCGACAGGGGGAAGGUCGAAUUCCCAGUGAGAUAUCAAACGAAGAGGGCAUGACUGGUGAGGAGGUCGAUGUCAGCAACGCAGACCUGGGAGAAUGGCCAGUGUUCCUGGAAGACGAGAUACCCGUCACCAACGGUUUGCAAGUGACCGAAGUGACGGAAGAAGUGCCAGUGAUAUCAUCCGAAGUGGAGGUCCUCACCUCCUUGGACGAACCCCAGUACACCUCACUGACACCAGCAGUGACCGACCCGCCACAGAAUGACCUCGGUUCCUUGUCAGAACAAGUUCUUCAGUCGCUGCCCGGUUCGACUCUCGACGCCACAGUUGACGAAAACGGCAGAUUCGUGGUGCAAGUCGUGGGGCCUGGAAUGAACAUGACGGUUCAAAAUAACUACAUCAGCAGGGAGAAAGAGACGCCGGCCGAUUCAGCGUUUGAGCAACACAUAAAACCGUCAAACCUCGUUGACAUGACGAAUCCUCAUCGUGACUCUCCCUCGGGCAUGGGCCCCUACGCGACGUUUGACGAGCACGUACCCAUGAGCACCUCUGUCAACGAUAUAUCUGUCACGCCCACCUCGUCAGACAUGAUGGAAAGAUCUAGAGGUCACUCGAAGAGCCACUCGAGCGUACUGACAGCUCUCAGAGACUCUAUUUAUAGAUCAAGGGCCAAAAAGCGCACCUUCGAUGACCACAUCUCUUACGGCGAUCACUCGCCAGCGAAGAGACGCCCAGCAGACAUUCUGAAAGAUCUACACAUCGAGUUUGAGAGGCAGGAGAGAGGGUUCUCGCUCCAAGAGGGCUACCAUCACCAGACCCCAAAAAUGGAAAGCCACGCGGGCCAGAAUCCUACAGAGCGUGCCAGAGGGUCAUCUCUGAUGAAGUCCCCAAAACCCGACGCGAGAUCGCCCAACGAAAUUCUGGUCCUCCGCCCAGAGGAACUGCAGUCGGCUAUGGCGAAGAAAAGGCACCGGAGCAGCGACACCUCUCCCCCCCUCGUGAUCAUGCGGCCGGACGAGUUGAAAGCUGAAGGCGACGACGAAGCGAACGACCCUCUACAGGUCCAGCUGGUCUACCUCGUUUACCCCAUGGACGGAUCAGGUGCAAGUAACUCAGGAGGCCAGAGGAAUAGAAUGCCCUCAGAGAUGAUUUAUAGUAAUCAAGGAUUUCUAAGGGAUAUGCCAAACGUGGCCCUUCAGCCUCCUACAGCAAGUGCUAAGAAAGUGCCAUGGCUACACGACGAAGACAUCAUUGCUCCUCAUCCCACGAAUCCGACUAGGAAUGACAUAGACAAUGACCUAGGCUAUAAGGACAAGCUCAUCGAAGAGUGGAACCACCAAGACGUCAUCUACUACAUGUUCGAUUCCGCCAAGGAACUGAACUUCGCGGGACAGCACCUCAAUUUCUACGAGCUCAACGCCGUCACCGGGAAGGAUCUCUGCCUGAUGACCCGGGAUGACUUCAAGAGAUUCGCGCCGAAGGCAGCGGACCACCUGUUCCAGAACUUCAGAGCCAGGCUACUGCAAGAGAAGAGACAGCAGCAGCAGCAAGCUGCAGCGCAUGCAACAUCCUCACACCAAGACAUCAACAAAAACAGAAUAGUCCCGGAAGCAACGUCGCCCUUCGACUUCAUCAACCAGUCGAAGAGUUUCUUUAAUCCUACGAACCACAACAACUUGUCUCAUCAUCACCACCCAACAGUCCGGCCACAGCAACCGCCCGUGAUAUUCAGGGACUCGCCGGUAGGGUGCGACGCCUCCGCCCGCUACGAAAUCCGCUAUGAAACUGUCGACGGCAGAGCGAUCGGUCUAGAUGACGGUAACAAGCGACUUAUUCUGGGCAGUCUCCCCUCGGCGUCGAGGAAGAGCUUCGAUCUCCUGCACGCCCCCUCACCUGCUCCGCCUUUUGACGUGGAUGAUAAUAUAUCAGAUCCAGACCAAAGCAGCAACGAAGAAGAAGUCGUUAAACCCGAGCCACCCAAGAAGAGGGGACCUGGGAGACCGAGGAAACCAGAAAACGAGCUCAAGAAGAAGAGAAAGAAGACUGGUCGCUUGUGGGAAUUCAUCAGGAAUUUGUUGCUGGACCCGGAGACCUGUCCGUCUCUGGUGCGAUGGGACGACCCAGAGCAAGGAGUGUUCAGAUUUGUCCAGGCGGACAAAGUGGCCCAGAGAUGGGGUCAGCGCAAGCAGAACCGGGACAUGAACUACGAAAAAUUGAGCAGAGCGAUGCGGUACUAUUACAAGGGAGGCGUUUUCGAGCCAGUCAUAGGAAGACGUCUUGUGUACAAGUUCGGCAAGAACGCCAAGGGCUGGCAGCCAUCGAAUCCCAACUUCACCAACCAGGGACCCUUACCUUCCUCUCAGUCGUCGUCUCAUUAACGAGUUGGUCUGUGUUCGACGGUGUGUCAAGACAAUCAUUCCUGGGAUGUUUGCCUACGCUAUUGUACAGUGUUUUCGCGUUGAUUGUAUAAAAAAAAUACUCUUUCAAAAUGGUCACAAUGUAUCGCAUUGUUCUUGUACGAUUUUGCUCAUCUCUCAAACCCGUGAAACCAAAGAAUACGGUAGAUAUUAGGCAUGUAUCAAAUCUCUCUUUGAUACCAGACUCACAAAGAAGGCUGUAGUUUGAAAAAGUGCUCGAGAUUCAAGACGAUGAAGACAUCUCAGGAGGCUCUGACUUUGAGGAUAAAUUCUUCAAAUUUCGAAACGAAAAUGAAAAGCUAAUUGAAUCUACUGCACCAGACAUCUGGAAGCAUAUUGGUUGGCGAUUUUGACGGAAACGAUGAAACAAUGAGGGGCGUGUUUUGCUUUCUUUGAGACUAGUCAUAUUCUUUUUUAUUUGUCAAAUGACAUUAGGCUUACUCGAACUUGUAUUAGGUGCCAUAGUUUGUUGACUUUUUUCAAAUGUAUAUGAGCCGUCAAGUGCAAUAUGUGUAAAUAUGUGUAGCUGGUUAAAGUUACGAAAAUGUAUAAUGUAUUUGGGGGUACUCACUUGUUGAUGAAUUCAAGGGCCUUGUUGGCUAAAAGUUCUCUUCUGGCAAGGUGGAUUCAUUUCGAAUGGAGUCUGAUAAAACAAAGGUGUAAAGAUUCAGUAUUACAAAUUAAAGUGCUAAAGGUGUGUAAAAGUGUAUCGACCUCCUUUCCUGAGCUCCGUACAAAGUGGUUUACUCGUGUGGUUGUAGAUUUUUUUUUUUUUUUUUUUGCAGCCAAGUAAAAAAAAUUUGGUGCUAAAGAUUUCGAAACGCUCAAUUGUUGAGGCAUUAAUCGCUUUUGAAAUUUUAUGUAUGUAAAUAGCUGUACUAUAUUGCAUAUGAGUAUUAUAUGUAAGAAACCUGUCUAUAAGUUAUUUCGUAAUAAACUAAAAUAAAUCUGA
Molecule: messenger RNA, 4056 nt
Organism: Macrobrachium nipponense
Lineage: Eukaryota; Metazoa; Arthropoda; Malacostraca; Decapoda; Palaemonidae
Biological process (GO): cell differentiation; regulation of transcription by RNA polymerase II
Cellular component (GO): nucleus
Molecular function (GO): sequence-specific DNA binding; DNA-binding transcription factor activity, RNA polymerase II-specific
Source: RefSeq, a predicted model, not a curated record